CAGAGCAGCUGUCAGCGGCGGUAAAUAUAGCAGCGUUGUGGUGUGUGCGCUGCUCUGUGUGUGGUGUGUGCGCUGUUCUGUGUGUGCGCUGUUCUGUGUGUGGUGUCGGUGUGCGGGUCAGAGCAGCUCCGGGUCAUCAUGAGGAGGCCUGAACAGACCGGAGCAGUCUGAGCUCUCCUGUCAGCACGAAGCGAACAUGGCGCGUCUUUAAAGCUCAAACUGAGCGAGAAGGAGACUGAAGAUCAGCCGCACGCACUAGUUUCCUGUGAGCCUCACUGACGGUGUAAGGAAGCCCACGAGGGUCAGUUCUUCCACAGCCUGGCCAGGAUGUUGCAGCUGUGUAAAGUCACCAACGCCCUGUUCAUCAGUAACGCCCGCUCAGCCUGCAGCGACGAGCUCAUCCAGCAGGAGGCGGUGUCGCUCUGCAUCAACGUGUCCAAGCAGCAGCCGUUUCCCUCCAGCAGCAUCACCAAGCUGCAGAUACCCGUCUACGACGACCCCAACGAGGACCUGUACAGCCACUUUGACCGCUGUGCCGACGCCAUCCAGAAGGAGGCGAACCGCGGCGGACGCAGCGUCGUCUACUGUAAGAACGGACGCAGCCGCUCGGCCACGAUCUGCAUCGCCUACCUGAUGAAGCACCGCAAACUGUCCCUGACAGACGCCUUACAGAAAGUCAAGACGGCUCGUCACGUGAUCGACCCGAACCCCGGCUUCAUGUCUCAGCUGCAGAGAUACGAAGAGGAGCUGAAGCGCAGACGAGGAAAGUCCUGAUCCUUCUCACAAAACUCAGAGUCCGCAGCUGAAAACAGAAGCAGUGCUGAAGCUUCUUCACCUCCGUCCUCCUCUUCUGCAGGAUUUUACACGCCGUCACUUUAGUUAAGGCUUAGAUGAACUAAUUAACCUCUAGAUUACGGCCUGUUUUUAAAAAGUCCCAACAAAUAUGUAUUAAACUUAUUUUAAUGUUAGGAUACUGAGUGUCUAAAAUGUGACCUGAUAAAAACAAUAUUUAAGGAAAGUUUUUAUUACAAAACUGAACAAGUGGAGCUGAUGAGAAAAAGUAUAGAAAGUUUUAAAAUCAAGCCAAAUAACAUAAGAAGAAAAAUUAACUAUAAAAUUUGAACUAAGCUGAAGUGCAGGUGGAACUGUUACCUCCUAAAUGUGCUGAAUAUCCACUCUACAUGAUGUUCAUCUACAGAAAACGAGGCUCAUUUACUCUACGUAAUCACAACAACAUUAUUCUUUUAUAAACCUUUACUUUGUUACAAAGCACUUAAAGAAAAAACAGACAGGACAACAUUGUACCAAGUUUGUGGAAAAUAAAAGAUGAAGAAGUAUAUUUAUUAUCCAGUUAUCAGUUAUGAUCAGGUUGCUGCUCACCGUUGGUUUCACUAUUGAUUACUUUGCAGCCAAUACUUCGAUUUAAAUUAAAAUAAAAUACUUUAAACCAUAAUUGGCAACAAAAUAGUCUAAAAACUGAUUAUUUUUAUGCUUGUCCUCUCAGUGGUUCACUAAUCAUAAGAAAAUCAUAAAAGAAAGAUUAUUUUCUGUCUUAACACUCAGUUUUCUUUUCUUGUCUGAGCACACGUGGCUGCAGUUCCACCUUUUACCUCUAGGUGGAACCACUUACACAGAAAAUGAUGCAGACCCGUGAACACGUGACGAGUCAGGCUCCUCCUCUUUCAUUUGAUCUGAAACAUUAAAAAAAUCCACAAAGAAGCUCAGGGAUGAUAAUAAACCGUGACGUGAGAUUUCGUCUCUCUUGUGAACCAUUAAAUGAGAACUCACCUGGAUUUUAUUCUGACAGGAUGUAACCUUAGGAGGCUGUCUCACUGAUCCUAGGUCAGUUUCACUGUAGAGCGUGGAUGAUGUUACACUGAGAGUUUCAGUUAAGAUGCGAUAAUAUGGAGCUUUCCAGGUACUUAAGCCUCUCCCGUUAAAACUUGUUAAAUUCACACAAAACCUUUACAUUUAUUAUUUGUCUAAGAAUUAUUUCCCAGGAGGCUCCAGUUUAACUUCACCUGAGAUUUAAUUUCAACUUAGGUUAACAUAUGCCAACGUGGAAUUGUUCAUUUAAAUAAGUGAAAAGUCAAAGGUUGUUACAAGUUAGAGAUUUGAAAGCUUUUUAGUUUAAAUCACCUCAUAAAACUGAUAAUUAUGUCGAGAUCAAGUAACAGUUUAUAUUAAUAUUCUAUGAAUCAGCCUCUGAAUGAUACAGAAGAAAAACAUUUUCCUGGACAUGAACAGGAAAGCAACAUGUUCCUGGUCUUUUAUGUUUAAUUAAACAAAAAAAGAAAGAAAGAAGAUUAAUUAUUAAUCUAAAAAAGCACAAAAUCUUGAAACUGGGCAUAAAAACAAAAGAACACAAACAAAAAUGUUUUGCCUUAAAGAGCCACUGAAUUAUUAAUUGUCAGUUUUUUUAACGCUCCAUCAAAUGUCUUAAAGCUCUGUAAAUAUACAACAUAUUAAAUACUCAGGUUAAAAUAGUAGAAAAGAAACAAACAUAUUCAACUACAUAUGUGGGAAUUUUUAACAUUUUGGCAGCUUAUUAAGUCUGAACGAUCUCGUCAUGUAAAACAUGUAAGUCUGUGAAAUUCAGCAGUUUUAUAUGUUAAAUGUGUUCUGUGAGUUUUAAUGCUGCUUCCGGUUAAUAAUUAUCUUUUAAUAAACAAAACAAAAAACCUUGUGAAAGUCUUACUGUUGAUCUCAGGUGUGCCAUUAGAAUCUAAAAGCAAUGAUUUUAUUUGCACAGAUAUUAUUUAAACCACCUGUGACCUCAGUUUUUAUUGUAAUGAGUCUAUAAUUAUAAAAGCAAACAGACGUCUGUGUUAGCUAAAAGGUGUUACCAUAACAGGCGCUUAAAGAAAUAAUCCUGCCCUGCCUCUUUAAGACCAGGCUGCUGUAAACAAUCGUUUGUGAGAAAAUAAAAAUAAAGUUAAAUGUUGAUCACUCAAAAA
Messenger RNA from Neolamprologus brichardi, 2957 nucleotides. RefSeq names its product dual specificity phosphatase 28 (gene dusp28). Gene Ontology annotation, molecular function: MAP kinase tyrosine/serine/threonine phosphatase activity. NCBI's taxonomy places the organism in Eukaryota, Metazoa, Chordata, Actinopteri, Cichliformes, Cichlidae. The record is from RefSeq and is a predicted model, not a curated record. Gene Ontology annotation, cellular component: cytoplasm. Gene Ontology annotation, biological process: protein dephosphorylation.